AUGGAGCAGCUGGCAGACGGGUGCGAGCUGGAGGAGCUGGAGCUUCCCACUGUAGACCUCGAGGCGGAGGAGUCGAGGCUGACGGAGCAGCUGGCGGCGGCGUGCCGGGACCCGGGCGUGUUCCGGCUGGUCAACCACGGCGUCCCCUGCGAGCUCACAGCCCGCCUGUUCGGGCUGGCGCGCGGGCUGCUGGAGCUGGACGCGGCCAACAAGUCCCGGCUGCCCGGCUACUUCUGCGGCACGCCGGCGCUGGCGGCGCUCCCCGUCAAGGAGAUCAACUGGCUCGAGGGUCUGCACGUGGAGGCGACCGCCGCCCACGGCGACCGUUCUCAUUCUUCUCCAGAUGGUGCUGACGGUGAAGCAGACGGCACUGCGUUCUCGAAGUUCAGGGAGGCGGUGAGCGGGGAGUACGUGGCGCACAUGGCGCGCAUCGCCCGGAAGCUGUUCGACGCCCUGGCGGCCGGCGAGCUGGGGCUCGACUCAGAGCAGCGGGCGUCGUACUUGACGGAGCGCGGCAGCAUCUUCCGUGCGUACCGGUACCCGGCGUCAGGCGCGGGGCGGCGGCAGCUGGGGAUGGAGGCGCACACGGACAGUUCGGUGCUGUCCAUCCUGAACCAGGACAUGGUGGGCGGUCUGCAGGUGUUCUAUGGUGGUAGGUGGCUUGCGGUGCGUCCGGUGGAGGGCGCGGUGGUGGUGAACGUGGGGGACAUGCUGCAGGCGAUGAGCGGCGACGCGUACCGGAGCCCGGAGCACCGGGUGGUGGCGCCGGGCUGGACGGAGGCGGACAGGAUGUCGCUGUGCUACUUCGCGUUCCCGGAGGAGGACGCCGUGAUCGUCGGCCCGGCGUCAGCUUGUCGUCCGGAGGAGUUGUACCGGGCGUUCAGCUACGGCGAGUUCCGGGAGCAGGUGCAGGCGGACGUGAAGGCCACCGGGUCCAAGGUCGGCCUCGCCCGCUUCCGCCUGGCCGCCGUCACCCAAUCAUAG
This is a messenger RNA of Triticum turgidum subsp. durum (durum wheat), 984 nucleotides long. The record is from the annotation of a GenBank genome assembly. NCBI's taxonomy places the organism in Eukaryota, Viridiplantae, Streptophyta, Magnoliopsida, Poales, Poaceae.